Aspergillus neoniger CBS 115656 is the source of this 664-nucleotide messenger RNA. RefSeq lists its product as uncharacterized. NCBI's taxonomy places the organism in Eukaryota, Fungi, Ascomycota, Eurotiomycetes, Eurotiales, Aspergillaceae. The record is from RefSeq and is a predicted model, not a curated record. The coding region runs from base 94 to 516 and encodes 140 amino acids. The transcript has a single exon.
CAUUUCCAAACAAAUUCCCAGAGAAAGGCGACCGUCGGACAGUGCCCAGUGUUUCGACUUUUGCUGGGCAAAUACGCGACACCGAACCAAGACAUGCAUGCACCACGCACCGCCAAGGGAUGUAGGCUCUGUCGCCGCGCCACCCAACCUCGGGGUUUAAUUUUACCAGCGAUGGGCUUCAAUCUAAUACCAACCAAGGCCCGAAGCACGACGCAAAAGAACGGAUCCGGAUCAAAGCGGCGGACUCAGGCACAGGGGAAGAAGAGACACAGUACACCAAAGUUGCCAAUGACAUUGAGUUGCUUGUCGACAAGGGAGCUUGACGAGAAGACAUAUAAGAAGGCUGCCGCCAGCUGUGAAAACCACGACCUUCAGGUAUUAGAGACCGGGUCAUGCAGCAUCGACAGUGGGACGAACGUAACAAUUCAUGAGUUUGAGAAUCGUGCACCAUCCCGAGAAAUGAAAAAGAAAAUAACAAAACAUAAUCAUCUCAUACAUGCAAUCCUAGCAGGCUGAACAUCGUUAGAUGAAAGGAAAUAGGAAAAUAGUAAUAAUACUUCGUGCCAGCAUAACAAUAUAAACAGACAUAAAAGUUUCAAACGGAUGAAACGAGGCGUUUCCGACGAAACCAGAGGGAGGUGGGAAUGACGUCAAUAAGUACGAG